AUGAUGAAGAUGUUCCUCGCGGCGCUGGGCACGCCCGUCGUGUCCAAAGCCAUCUUCCACGCCCUACGACCAAAGGACUUCGACGCCAUCCAGCGGAAGCGGGCGGCUGACCCAAGUCACGCGGUGGUGCUGCCUACGGGGGGCCUCCUUCUCGGCAGCGGGAUGGACAUCUCGGGCUCGUGUCCGGGCUCCGUGUAUGUGCAGCUGGGGGCCGGGAUCCCCACUGCUUUGCCGGUGUUUGGGGGGGUCUUGGCUGGCUCCCUGCUCGCCUCUGCACUGGCUAAACCAAUGGACGAGAAGGCCAAGGUCAAGAGAUUUGUGGCGCUGCCGUGGAUGGCUCAUGCAUUUGUGGGAUUGUUCAUCGUUGGACUUGCUGUCGUACUUGAAGUCCUCGUGCCGGAGGACCCUUUGCCAUCUGCCGCGUGGCUACCGAGCAUAGCGGGGGUAGUGGUGGGCAGCCUGCAACUCCCCCUGGUGUUGGUACUCCGCCGAUCUCUCGGGGCAACGCAAUCCUACGAGUCCGUCCUCGGACUGGGGAUGUACCCCAUUCGAAACACCAGUGCCGGCAAGCGCCUCAACGUCCCUUCAAUCUCGGACCUCUCCACUUUGCUGUUUGUCGUGUUUAUCGUCGCUGGAUCGGCUGUAGCCACGGUCACCUCCACCCCCCCUCUCCCCCUUGGUCCCCUUCCGUCGGUGGCGGCGUCGUUAGUUGGUGGGGCGUUGAUCGGGGUAGGGUCCACAGUUGCCUGCAGGUGUACUUCUGGCCACGGACUGUCUGGAGUGGCCUUGCUCAUGAUAUCGUCGCUGAUUGUCCUGCCCUUCAUCUUUGCAGGUGGUAUUGCCACUGGCCUCGUGCGAAGCUCGUCGUGCAUGGCCAGACGCAAGCGCCACAUGGGUGAGUCGGCCACUGAAGACAACGACGAGGAAUCUGUCUCUAGUCCGUCGAUUCUGGGCAGCAUGCUGAGUUUGGACGAAGAGUUGAACGGGGGUCGGAAAUCAACCAAAUCGCCCCGCAAGUCGCACAUUCCUAUUUAUGACCCCGAGUCUUCUCCCACAAAAUCUUCACGCCCCCCUAAACGCAAGGCAUAUCCCCCGAAAGAAGAACCCAUCGAACCAUCCGUUCUGCACCAAGACAGCGUGUUCGUGUCAACUCCAGAUGAGAUCCCGACAAAGCCAGCUCCAGUUCGACUGGAUUUCCCCAACCAUGUCACCGGCAGCCCACCCCGUCACUUGACAUCUGUCGCAAAGGGGUCGUCCCGAAAGGCUCCCCAUACUGCUGGCGGCUAUUCCUCCAUCCAUAAGCCAGCUGAAACGAAUUCAUCAACUAUCAAGACGCACAAUGUCGACACUACGCCUCUCCCAUCAGACAUUCCGGGCGCGAACAUGGAACCAGUCGACCAGUACCCUACCGAGUCUGUACAUGACAACACAAGGACAGUUGAGCCAAGUGACGGAACGGACUUUGACGAUCAAAUCGCACUCGUGAUGCAGGAGCUGGAGGCGCUGAAUCUACUCCACAGCCAGCUCAUGGAAACCAAAGCCAAGGCGAGAGAGCACUUUCAACGAUCACACCAGUCAAAUGUCUCAAAUCCAGCUGUCCUUCAUGCCCCACUUGCUACAACAACCAAUGGAGGUUCAAAAAGCCCAAGGCGGCUUGGUACCCUUCACGACACUCCCAGCGAAACCAAACCGUCCAAAUCGCCGAAAAAAGGUGGUCGUCACCUAAAGCCAGAUACUGCGGCUAUGACAACCGCAGCGUUGCCACCCCUACCAGCAUAUCCCAUGGCGGCAGUGCAAGACGCAUACCCGUGGAGCAAGUUUAUGCUGCAACAAAUGCACCAGCAAAUGAUGCAGUCCUCUCAUCACGUGCACGGAGCUGCCACGCCCGUGGUGUAUGUGCCCAUAUUGAACCCAGCGUACAUGGCAGAAGUGAAGCACCAAUCAGGAUAUGACAACAAACAGCAUGUCCAGCCACUCGUCCCAUCACCCCCUUCCUCGGUGGCGUCGAAGGCUCCAGACGAAGUUGCGUCGGUGGAAUCAACCACCAAAGCCCCAGACAAGAAACCUCGACCAGUCAAGAAAGCAAGUCCGAAACGACCUCAUCUGGCAAAGAAACACACGUCCAGGGAGCUUGUGUUCCCACGGUAACAACCGUCAGAGCAACUUGUAGAUAGGAAAAUUAUAGUAACAACGAGAUAAGGCACACGCCAGGUGUAACCGACA
Aphanomyces astaci is the source of this 2223-nucleotide messenger RNA. RefSeq lists its product as hypothetical. The transcript has 5 exons. Gene Ontology annotation, cellular component: plasma membrane. The record is from RefSeq and is a predicted model, not a curated record. Lineage: Eukaryota; Oomycota; Saprolegniomycetes; Saprolegniales; Verrucalvaceae. Bases 1 to 2148 code for a protein of 715 amino acids.